Molecule: messenger RNA, 5181 nt
Organism: Coregonus sp. 'balchen'
Lineage: Eukaryota; Metazoa; Chordata; Actinopteri; Salmoniformes; Salmonidae
Source: the annotation of a GenBank genome assembly
AUGGCUAUGCAAGAGCCUGGCAGGACCAAAGGCUUCCCUUGCAAACACUGUGGCACAGUGUGUUCCAACAUGCCAAGCCUUCUGGAACACAUGGAUAGUCACUCCCAGCAAGAGGAAGAUCGCAAGUUCAAAUGCAAUGAAUGUGGGCGGGGUUACAGGCAUGCAGGUAGCUUGGCUAACCAUAAGAAAACACACGAGUUGGGUUCUUUUCAAUGUCCAAUAUGUGCUAGGAAUCUCUCAAACCCUCUGGCCCUGAAGAGCCAUCUGCGCAUCCACACAUCGCAGAAGAAGUACUCCUGCAUGGAUUGUGAGAAGGCCUUUAGGUUAGCUACUCAGCUGGCCACCCAUCAAAAGGUCCAUCUCUCCAGGCAAUCAAAGAGGAGAGCUGGUAGGAGGGCAGCUGCAGAAUAUUCUCCAAUUGAGAAUAGAGAUGAAAUUGAGGAUAAUGAUGACCUUGAUGAGCAGUUGGUCUUGGUGGCUGACCAGGAAGACACAAGGAUGGAUAUUAUAUCUGAUAAUGGCCUUAGUCAGGAGGAGGCCGAGGUUAUCCCCAUCUCAGCAAAUUAUAGUGAAAACCUAGGCUCUGACGAUGCAGGGGAUCGACCUUUCAAAUGUGAUCAGUGUGAAAAGUCAUAUAGACACCACGGAAGCCUGAUCAAUCAUAAAAAGUCUCACCAAGUAGGGAUGUUUGAGUGUCCCAUCUGUUUCAAGCAGUUCAAUAAUCUUGCUGCCCUCCAUAGUCACCAGAGAACCCAUAACAAGUCCAGAAGUGGGCCAGACACCCGUUCCACGGAAGUCACUUACGCAGGCACAACACAAGAGCAGUUUUCCCCCCCGAACAGGGAGGCUGCUGUAAAUUUCUGCCACCUGUGUCAAGUGAUGUUUCCUAAUGAUGAUGAGUUCCAGGAACACAUCCAAAUGCAUAAUUCUGCCUCUAUGUCCUUUGGGCACAAUCAAUGUUCAUCUGAGGGUCAUCAUGGCUCUUAUGACCAUAGUGUCACUCAUUCUCCUGACUCAAACUUUCAUUCACCCCCUCUAAACAAUACUCCAUCGAGGGAUAAUCAGUGGGAGCAGAGCGACAAUGUUCAAAUAUACUCUGACCACUCCAGUAACGAAUCCACCUUGAACACUCAGCAAGAGCCCUCAAUCUUGGAUUCAGAGGUUUCUGCUGACGAUCUAGGGAAGGCAGAACAGUCCUCAGUUACAGAAAAUGUUGAGCGCCGCUUUAAGUGCCAGGUCUGUGGCAAAAGCUACCGGCACGCAGGGAGCCUCAUCAACCACAAGCGGUCUCAUCAGACGGGCAUUUACCAGUGUUCCAUCUGCCGCAAGACUUACCCACACAUGGCUGCCCUCCGCAGCCACAUCCGAAUCCACAGGGCCCAUCCGUCCUCCUUUAACCUCGGCUCUGAAGGAGACUGGCUGUCUACUGAGCCCCUCACACUGGAGAACCAGCAGGCCUGCUUUUCCUCUCAGGAUGGUGAUGCUAGCAGUAUGAUGGCGCUCGCUCAGGAGAACAAGGGUGAACACGACAAUGGAGGAUCAUUCCAUGAGCAGUUUGACUCCACCUUUCCCCAGGAAAGAACUGUGCACCUACCUCACGAUGAGCACCUGAUGGAGAGGCACAUGUGCGCAGACUGUGGCGAAACAUUUGCAGACAUCGCAGGGAUCAAGUCGCACAUAUGCCCCCAGCUACAACAGCAGCAGGAGGCCAUGUCAAAUGACUGUGACCGUAACCUAAUCUUCCAGGACACUAAUGGCCAAUGCUCCAUGGGAAAUCCAGGGGAUCAUAUAGAAUUCCAGGGAUUGAAUGGCGGCACUGGACAAAAGUACUUUGGUGAACACAACUUCCAUGAAGGCAUGAAUGGGGAGCAGUUAAAUGGUGGUGAUGGCGAAGAGGAGGAGGAGGAUGAUGAUGACGGAGAGCUCUAUCAAUGCUCAGUGUGUGGGAACCGCUACACGAGCAUGAGGGCUCUGAGGAGCCAUCUUCGUGGCCACACUCAAUCCCAUGGUACUCCUACAAGCUCUGGCCCCUCCUCCAUGUCCUCCCUCGAGGCUGAUAAAGAAGAGGACCCUGGAGAGAGACAGCAGGUGGAUGGGGGUCUGAUGAUCUGCAGUACUUGCGGAGAGAGUUUUGCCAAGAAGCAGGACAUGCUUGCCCAUCAGCUCUCACACCAUAAAGCACAGGCAGAUGAUGCUAAACACGUACAUAUGGACAAUAGUAAUGGAGCUGGGCACAAAGAGGAGAUUGACAGCAUCAUCUGUGGAAAUUGUGGUACAUUUUGCACCAGUUACCAUCAUCUUGAGACUCAUCAAUGUACAACACAUGGGAAAAGUGAAUUUGCAACUGGUGAUGAGAGAACUGAAAUGGGCAACUCUGUCAAGGGUAAAGAAUUAGGACACAUGAAAGAGAAUUUAGACAAUGGAGAUCGCCAGUACAAGUGUGAUCAGUGCGGAAGAGUAUACAGACAUGCUGGCUCCCUUCUCAACCAUAAAAAGUCCCACAAAACGGGAGUAUUCCGCUGCAUGGUUUGCCAGAAGCGCUUCUACAAUCUACUGGCCCUGAAGAACCAUCAGAGGACCCACUUUGAUGUUAAGAGGUAAUUGCUAAACCUAAUUGCUAACACAGAAAAAAGUUGUCUUCUAUUGAUAACAAGUAUCCAUGUUAUUUGACAUAUCAUGUAUAUAACCAGAGAGGCUACAGUGUACACAUGCGGUAGACGCAAUUAAUUUGUACUACUACAUACUAAGGUUUAGGUUAUUACAUUGUUAUAGUUGAAUUUGCCUAAAAAAUAAAAUGUAUAUUGCAAAUAGAUGUGUUUUGUCAUAACUUCAUUCAUGCUUGAAUGUUCUGUGCUUUGUAAACAGGAUUAACCUCGCUCUUUGUCCCCUCCUCUAGGCAUACUUGCAAUGAAUGUGGGAAGGCAUUCAAGAUACAAAAGCAGCUAUUGAACCACCUAAGAAUUCACAAGGAGAACCAGGCCAAAAUACAGGAGCUCAACAAUCAGAUUCAGGCCCUCAUGCAGAUGAAUGGGACCAGGUCAGAGGGAGGAAUGCACUCGUUAAAUGCACCUGCCAAUCAAGCUGCCACUACCACCCGCAGAAAGUGUAGGCCAACCGUUUACCGAAAGAAACCCAGUGUGGGGGAAGGGGAUCAGACAGCGUCUCAGAAUGAGGUCAAAUCAGAGGGGGCAGGCGACCCUCGCCCCUACUCCUGUGACCAAUGUGGGCGAACGUAUCGUCACGCAGGAAGUCUGGUCAAUCACAAGAACUCUCACAAGACGGGUGAAUACUACUGUUCUGUUUGUAACAACACCUACUCCAACCAACUGGCCAUGAAGAACCACCUGCGCAUCCACUUCUCAGUUAAAAAGCACAGUUGCCAAGACUGUGGUAAGGCCUUUAGGGGAAAGAAGCAGUUGUCUAACCAUAUUUGCGCACACCUCCGAAAGGAUAUGCCUGGAGGGGUCAGAGGAAGUGGUCACAGACGAGCUAGAAACAUUAAAUGUAAGCAGUGCAGACUGACGUUUGUUUCUGCUGACCAGCUGACAGCCCAUACCUGUGGGUCACUGGCAAACUCCUCAGAGGGCAGUGAUGGACAAAUGAGCAUGUCCGUGAAAAAAGAGGAGCGACCAUUCACCUGCAACAUCUGCAAUCGCAGCUACCGGCACGCAGGCAGUCUCCUAAAUCAUAAAAACACCCAUAAGUCUGGCCACUUCAGCUGCACGUUCUGCUCCAAGCCCUUCUCUAACCCCAUGGCGUUACGCAACCACACACGGAUCCACACACAGAAGAAGAAGCAUGUCUGCCUGACCUGUGGGAAGGCGUUUCGGCUGGCCAGUAUUCUACAUAAUCACCAGAAGGUCCACACCAGGGUGGCUAGCCACUUCAGCUGCCCAGAAUGUGGCAAGAGCUUCCAGGGAAAGUCUGGGCUGAAGAGGCACCGCUGCCAGAGCAGGGGUCAGGAUGACUCGGCUAAAGCUGGUGACAGCUAUCACAGAGAUGGUGGUGGAGUCAAGUGCUUCAUGUGAGUUACUGUCUCAUAAUCAACUCAUUAUGUAACUCAUAUUUCUUCUUCGUGGAUGUUAUUAUAACGAUCCCCUUCUUUAGUCUUCUGUUUUCAUGGUUUUAAUGGCUAUUUUUUUUAUGUUUAGUUUUAGGGUAAAUCUGUAAUUAUUUCCUCAGUUAUAUUCUAUUAGUAAAAGCAAAGUUGUUUUUGCCACCUAAUGCCCAACGUAAAUUAUUUUCAUGAACAGGGAUUUUAAUAAGUCUCUCUGCUGCAGGUGUGACCUGUGUGGACGCUCAUACCACCACGCCGGCUCCCUGCUCAACCAUAAAAAGACGCACUCCGAAAACCUCCACCACUGUACCUUGUGCCUCCAGACUUUCCCCGACCCAAUCGCCCUCCAGGUCCACUCUCAGAUGAAGCGCCACUGCUGCCCAGACUGUGGCAAGACCUUCUGUCUCAUCUCCCACCUGCAGAGCCACAUGGAGGUGCACUCCAAGGAACGCACCCUGGUCUGCAGCCCCUGCCAUCAGAGCUUCCCCAACCCGGCCAGCUACCAGCAACACCAGGACCUGCACCACCAGGCCCAGGGGCAUUAUCAACAACACAGCAUGCAAUUAAAGGACGACCUAGGCUGGGGCUCGGGACUGGACCAACCCAUGGGUCUCCAGGGCAUGCCCAAGCUGGUACCGGCGUUUGCCCACAUGCACGACGGCAUGCCCGACCCACAGGACCAGCAAGAGAGUAAGGAGGCUCACUGUACAGGGGAGAAGAGCCAUGUGUGCGAGCACUGCGGCCGCACCUACCGACACGCCGGUUCCCUCCUCAACCACAAGAACAGCCACAAAACAGGCUCCUUCUUCUGCUCCGUGUGCCAGAAGGAGUUCACUAACCUGAUGGCCCUGAAGAACCACAGGCGCAUCCACACGGAGCCCAAGCGCUACCAGUGCCUGGAGUGCGGCAAGGCCUUCCGCGUGUCCACCCAGCUCAUCUGCCACCGGAGGAUGCACACCAAAGAGAAGCCCUUCUCCUGCCUGCUGUGCGACAAGGGCUUCUCCAGCAAGUCAAAUCUGCGCCACCACCAAAAGAUGCACCAGAGCGGUGCCCAGACCUAUGAGUCCUCCUUCAGCAUGGAUGCUAACAGUUUUAUGGACUUGGACAUGGGCUCUUUUCUCUGA